AUGGCGUCUCCUAUUCCAGAAGGUAGGAUCAAGAGACUUGUCCGUUACAGCUCCCAUCCUGCCCAAGUUCGCCUUGAUCGCGCCUUUUAUUAUCACCAUCGCCAACGCAAGGAGAUCCGGGCCAUCGACAACUUGCAAGCUCAGUGGGCUGAACACUUCGACGCCGAAGAAGCAAAGGAGAAGGCGGGAAAGCAGGAAGCCCCACGCCCACCACUUCGUCGAGUCACUCGACGUCUCACUGUCAAGAACGAGAACACGGCCGCGCUCCUCGCCAAAUACCUUGCCUUUGUCAACGACAACCCUUCUGAUCUCCCUGCCGUUGCCGACGAUAAUUACUCUGACAGUCCUGCCACCGCCAACGACGACUGCCCUCACCAGCCCGCCCUCGUCAACAACGACUGUACUGAUCGCUUCAGCUCCUCUGACCGCUCCUGCUAUUCUGAGUAUUCUGACCGCCCUGCCCUUGACAGCGAGUUCGGAGUCGCCUGCGUCCUCGACUACCACGCCUUUCUCUUCGAGCGCUACGAACUCUUUUCUUGCAAGAACCCAACAUGCCAGCUGCAUAUGCGGCGGCUUCAAGAACUGAACUCGCGUCUCAAGGAAGAUCUCGAAAGACCUCGUGUCAAAGUGGCUGAGGCAUCCAUGAGCCUGAUCAACUACUGCAACCAAACACGAGACUACAUGGUACCUUCAGUCUGGGGGCAGGUGGACAGGAAAGAAGAUCCAUACAACCCACAAAGUGGAGGCAGUGAAGGUUGUUGCAUCGUCAUGUAA
Fonsecaea multimorphosa CBS 102226 is the source of this 774-nucleotide messenger RNA. RefSeq lists its product as uncharacterized. Bases 1 to 774 code for a protein of 257 amino acids. Gene Ontology annotation, cellular component: heterotrimeric G-protein complex. Gene Ontology annotation, biological process: G protein-coupled receptor signaling pathway. Gene Ontology annotation, molecular function: G-protein beta-subunit binding. NCBI's taxonomy places the organism in Eukaryota, Fungi, Ascomycota, Eurotiomycetes, Chaetothyriales, Herpotrichiellaceae. The transcript has 4 exons. The record is from RefSeq and is a predicted model, not a curated record.